Messenger RNA from Iphiclides podalirius (scarce swallowtail), 1185 nucleotides. Lineage: Eukaryota; Metazoa; Arthropoda; Insecta; Lepidoptera; Papilionidae. The record is from the annotation of a GenBank genome assembly.
AUGUCAGAUUGCGCGCUGGUAGCCAGUGUAAACGAGCAUGAUGCCAGUAUGGAUGUGGGGAACGACAAAUCUCUCUUUGAGCCUACUGUUGAUAUGAUGGUAAAUGAUUUCGAUGACGAAAGAACAUUAGACGAAGAAGAAGCUUUGGCGGCAGGUGAGCAUCAGGAUCCAAAAGCGGAACUGAACAGCCUUCAGCGAGAAGGUGAUAUGCCCUUGGAGGAACUGUUAGCACUAUACGGUUAUAACAGAAGUAUGGAUAAGCCUAUUUCAGAGCCAGCACCUGAAGUGGUGCUAGAGGAAAAUCAAAAACCAGAAUCUGCAUUACAGCAGUUAUAUAAUGAAAAUGCUAGCCCUGAGGCCACAAGAUGCCUUAGAUCAGGGUCUCGUCCCCCUUCUGAAGAGGAAGAUGAUUGUGAUUAUAGUCCUGACGAGGAUGAUUGGAAGAAAACUAUUAUGGUUGGUAGUGACUACCAAGCAGCUAUACCGGAGGGUUUAUGCAGCUAUGAUGAUGCACUGCCCUAUGAAAAUGAGGACAAAUUACUAUGGAACCCCAGUGUUUUAGAUGAAAAAGUGAUUGAAGAUUAUAUGAGAAAAAUAUGUGCUAUGAACUCAGGUACUGGUGUUGAUGCUGUUCCAAGAGGAAAACAGCUUCGUGACGAUGAAGAGGCCUUAUUUUUAUUGCAACAAUGUGGUCAUAACAUUGAGGAAGCAUUAAGAAGAAGACGCAUAUCAGCACAAACUCCGGGACAUGCUAGUGUAUGGUCAGAGGAAGAGUGCCGUAACUUUGAAAAUGGUAUUAAAGCACAUGGUAAAGAUUUUCAUCAGAUACGACAACAAAAAGUUCGUACAAGAUCAGUGGGAGAGCUAGUCCAAUUUUAUUACAUUUGGAAGAAGACAGAAAGACAUGAUAUAUUUGCCAAUAAAACACGAUUAGAAAAGAAAAAGUAUACGCUGCAUCCUGGUCACACAGAUUACAUGGACAGGUUCCUGGAAGAGCAAGAAGCAACAGGUGCUGGUAUUGUGAGGCCAGUCUCGCCAUCACCCAUGAUGGUUUAUGUUCCAUCACCAGCGGCACAACCUGAUCCGCUUGCUUUAGGUGAAAAGGAGGUGUUCUCCCAGCUUAACACUCACACUACACCUCCUCAAACACAUUCAACCGAAGAACCUGAACCAGAUAUGGUUUCC